CGUGCAGCCGCUGAGCUCGCCCUCCGCCUUCCUGGGCAGCAGCCCCGCGGACCCGUGUGCGAGAGAGACCGUGCUGAACGCCAUCAGGGAGAGCAGGAAGAGGGCUGUGGAGGAGGAGGAGGAGGACCAGGCUUCUGGGGACGAGCAGGAGAGCAAGAGAAAGCGCCACGACAGCAGUGGGAGCGGGCAGUCAGCCUUUGAGCCACUGGUCGCCAAUGGGGCCCCCACCUCUCUCAUACCCAAGCCUGGUUCUCUGAAGAGGGGCCUUGUCUCACACUGCCCAGACGACUGCUCAAACAAGAGGUCGCGCACCUCUUCCAUGAGCUCCCUCAACAAUACGUACGCCAGUGGGAUCCCCAGCUCCACCCGCAAUGCCAUACUCCAGCGGCGGCCUCUCCCAGGCUAUAAGGAGCCUGGAGGCCGCUUGCUCCCAGAACAGCUGUGGAAGAGGAGCGGUGUGAGCAUGUCCCCGCCGUCCAGCCCAGCAUCCUCCCGCCCCCAGACACCCGAGUGGCCUCUCAAAAGAGCCAGGGAAGAGGAGUUCCAUCGCUCCAACGCUUCCACUCCAGUGAAAUCAGACAAGGAGCUGCAGACAGAGAAAGUGGUGGAGACGCCGGUGCAGAAGAAGCAGAAUUCCCUGAGCCCGCCGUCUGCGUUGGGGAGCAGCGGGAAGCGCAAGCGGAAGAUCCCGUUGCUGACGUCUCAGCCAGGGGACCAGCUGACGCUGCCCCCACCGCCUCAGCUGGGCUACUCCAUCACAUCGGAGGACCUGGACGCGGAGAAGAAGGCAAUGUUGCAGUGGUUCAACAAAGUCUUGGAGGAUAAGACUGCUGCUGCUGUGCCCACCACGACUGCUGCUGUGACCACCACAACCCCUGUCUUCAAGCCCAUCUUUGGCACUUUGCCGAAAAGUGAGAGCGCGGCCCCCUGUACGGCUGUCGUCUCCACCACGGUCACCAUGUCAGCGAGCUCAGGCCCUUCCUCAACAUCCUCCACCACCACCAUGUUCAAGCCCAUCUUUGUCAGCGUCACCACAGCUUCAUCUCCAGUGAAGGUCUCUCCUUUCGCCUUCAAACCGACAUCACACUACAACAGCCACUACACAAAAAAAGCAGAUGCCACCAUUAAACCUGUCUUCCGCUUUGGACUCAACCCACCCACGUCCACCGGCCCCGCUGCCAGCCCGACUGUCACCGCUGCCACGUCCACCAGCACGAUGCAGCCUUUCCUGUUCGGCACCCCAGCCACCUCAGCUCCCAGCAUGGAAACCAGCUUUGCCAGCCCAGGGCCUGUGUUCCAGUUUGGAAAGCCACCUCCAGGCACGGUCACUGCCACCACCAGUGUCCCAGGAGGCCCUGCCUUUGGCCAAGCACCUUCAAACUCAACAGCUCCGACCACCACUGUGAGCUUUAGCAUAUUUGGAGGCACCACGCUGACCUCUUCUACCCCAGCCACCACGGGUCAAGCCAUGUUGACAUUUGGCUCCUCUGGUUCGGCUUUCGGCAGUUCCUUCAGCACACGCACGAACUUCAGCGCUGGACAGAGUGGGGCGGCCCCGGCGGCAACGCCGUUCGGCUCUUCGCUGACACAGAGCGCGCUGGGGGCGCAGAACCAGAGCACACCCUUCGCCUUCAGCACGCCCAGCAACCCCAUGUUUGGAGGCCAGGCUCUUCCUCCUUGGCCGACCCCGGCUGACAGCGGUGCGUUGUUUCCAGGAACUCCUGCGCCCACCUUUGGGCAGAGCACGCCCAUGCCGGGAGCAGUGGGGAGCGGCAGCAGCAGUCUUUCCUUCGGGACCCCCAGCACUGCCGCCUCAGGCUUCGGAGCCGUCGAAGCAUGUUCCUCCACCCCUGCCUUCUCCAUCGGGGCAGGGUCCAAGACAGGCGCUCGCCAGCGGCUGCAGGCA
Pterocles gutturalis (yellow-throated sandgrouse) is the source of this 1906-nucleotide messenger RNA. RefSeq names its product nuclear envelope pore membrane protein POM 121-like. The record is from RefSeq and is a predicted model, not a curated record. The annotation marks the transcript as partial. NCBI's taxonomy places the organism in Eukaryota, Metazoa, Chordata, Aves, Pterocliformes, Pteroclidae. Gene Ontology annotation, biological process: RNA export from nucleus; protein import into nucleus. Gene Ontology annotation, cellular component: nuclear pore. Gene Ontology annotation, molecular function: structural constituent of nuclear pore. The transcript has 13 exons.